CUGGUGAUGCCGUAUUCUCACUUUCCAGAGGAUGAGGCGUCCUUAUGGUACGAGGCUAACUUCCCGGUUUCUGGCGGAAUCGCGCAGUUGCAUCCUGGGCGACAAACUAUACUUCUCCUGCCAUACAUAGGGUUAGAUAUCGCCUCGUUGGUGAACCAAUUUCAAGAUCCCAUAUUAUCCACGACGUACAAUCUCCUCGCCGUGGACUUCUGGUCGCAAGGAAAGACCGUCAAUCCGACAAGUGAACGUCAUGACUGCUGGGUGGAUGCUGCUUCAUUGUUGAAAGUACUGGCUCGGCUGCAAAUCCAGCAGAUCCACGUGUUUGCUGGCGGUGCUCUCUCAAUCGGAACCGCGUUGCGCUUAGCACUGUUGUGGCCUACUGGUAUUCAAAGCCUGGCUGUAUUGUCCGUACACAAGCCUGUGGAACAGUGGCUGGUGGACACGUUCAAGGAAAUCAUCAUCACUCUUGGCACCGCAAAAAGCCUGGAAGAAAUCGAGGAUAUCAUCAAUGAGCUGUUCCCUUACUUGUUCUAUGACGGACUUCCGGAUGACGAGCUCGAUUUCUUUGCCGCAUACAUUACAAGGCAAUAUCCGCCAUCUCGCAUAAGCAGAUUCAACGACAUGCUGUAUGAUUUUCUUACGCAAUGGCUCAGCCCGCUCACAUCGGAACAUUAUUCCCUCAUCCGGCAGCCUGUCUUGAUAAUCUCACCAGAGGAUACCAUGACCUCUUCACGAGAGGAAGCAGAAGACUUGAAGAAGCUGCUCAUUAACUCUGUUGAUCCACGACUGAAAAUCAUCGACACCCCUGGCACAGCGAGUUAUUACACACGAUGCUCGUAUCCGAAAGUGAACCAGCUGUACACUUCCUUCCUUCGAGAACUUAGCCCGAGGACCUGUUAUUCCAAGAACAUCCCGAAUAUGCAGGCUGCCCUCCGGACGCUAGCGAAGUUGACUGGAAACACCAACAUACAGGAUCGAGAUCCCCAGAAAGCGUUCAGCUUCAGCUGCGUCUCCGCAGAAGACGUGGCCGAGGAGCACACCACUAGGGAACAAUUGGACAUGUUGGGCCAGAUGGCUGUCAACCCGGUGGAUCCAGCCGCUGAGCUCCCACGAAAGUUCAGCGAGAGACAUAAUCAGAACUUCUUUGGAAAGCACCGGACCGAGUCGAAUGGAGAGUGGCUCUAUGCUGCUAUCGAUGUACGUGUUGGACAAGGCGAGCAUGUGGGCUCAGAUUCAGGCCUUCCUUAA
Dacryopinax primogenitus is the source of this 1248-nucleotide messenger RNA. Its product is annotated as alpha/beta-hydrolase. The transcript has 7 exons. The coding region runs from base 7 to 1248 and encodes 413 amino acids. The record is from RefSeq and is a predicted model, not a curated record. NCBI's taxonomy places the organism in Eukaryota, Fungi, Basidiomycota, Dacrymycetes, Dacrymycetales, Dacrymycetaceae.